This is a messenger RNA of Cladocopium goreaui, 2427 nucleotides long. The record is from the annotation of a GenBank genome assembly. NCBI's taxonomy places the organism in Eukaryota, Dinophyceae, Suessiales, Symbiodiniaceae.
AUGAAGGCUGACCCUCAGUGGGGGUUGACUGCGAGCUGGGAUGCCCCACACUUGCCAUUGAGGGACAUCAUGCUGUUCGUUCUACAAGUCAACAAGGCAAGGAAGAAGCAGGAGAAAAGACCUUGGAAAGACAGAUCCAGAGCCAUCGUCACCAAUUUGCUACAUGCUUUUGUUGGCUUUCUCACUGAUGUUCUCCACCAAAGCCUCUCUCCGAGUAGUUCGCUGAACGCGCCCUCGCGAAAUGUGAGGAGGUCAGCAGAUUCCGACACUCAGAAGGUCAACUUAGAGACGGUGUGGAACCUCUGCCAGGAAGCCACCCGCAAAGGUAUUUCUCUGGCGAAACUUGCGGAAGUUCGUGAAGAUGAUGCGCAUGGUGGAGUGAAGCCAACAUCAACAGGGUACUGGUCAAAAAAAAUCCUUGCAAUGUACCAGGACAGAGCGAGAACAGCUUUCUUGGCCUGCAGACACUUCAACAUUGUCAUGGAUGGCGCGUCCCAUGGUCCAGAGACUUUGGUCAGCUACAGCUACUCCACUGACAUUGAUGGGGCAGUGGCCAUGGCUGUCCAACAGCUGUCACCAGGCAAGAGACCUGGGCUAAUCGACUUUCUCCCGGACAUUGAGUUGCGGGCUAUCAAAAGAGAUGUGUCCAGAGUUGCUUCGUACAAGCAGCUCCAGGCUCUCUCACACCAGAUCCAUUUGCUCACAAAGGGGAAGUUUAGCCUAGAAAGUUUCUUUGCCACACCUGAGAUGUCAUUAGAACCACUGUCUCCUGGCGAUCACCGAACAGCUGUAAAGGAGAAUGGGCAAAAUAAAGUUCUCAUCUAUCGAGCUGGCACACAACAGGCGCAAGAAGUUGACUUCCGCGGUGUUGAUGGUGUACCCGUCAUGGUCCUGCAACUGGACCAAGGCCCCAGUUGCGUGGCUAUGUGCGCCUGGAUGCAGGAGAAUGGUGUGCUUUGCCUCCCGGUCUGGGACAAGAUUCACAGAUGCCAGAGAGAUUUGAAGGGAAGUGGACCGGAGUUUCUGCAGUUUGCCCAAUUGGCAACGAUGUAUCUUUGGAGCGCAAACUACAAACCCUUCAACAGCCAAGGGUUUUUCCAGGAUAAGUUGGAGCUUCUGCAGAGCUUUCUUUCUAUCGAGUCCAAGGAGUCACCCAUCUUCCAGAAAUACCUGCCCCGCAUUGCUUGCGACUUUGGCAUUCAUGUGUCUGAAGUGGAUACGAUUUGGGAUGAGCUAUCUCGUAUGACUUCAUGGACUCAAAAGGGAAGCCUUCCCAAGAUGUCUCGGUGGUUUAGCUGGCACCAAGUCGCUUCUGAGUACCUUCGAGAAUUUUGGGCGUCGCGAAUGCUUUUUGAGUGGAGGUUUUGCCAUGAAAUGUUGCCUGACCCUGACUUUAACGGCCACACCACGAACUUCAGAGAAUGGAGAUCCAGCGAGCAGUUCAAUGGACUCAAGCUUGCCUAUCAAUGCUGCUCAGCAUCAGUCUAUGAGUCCGCCUGGGUGAUAUUCACCGUCAGCCGUGCCUGCUGGACUUGGCACACUCAGAAUGUCGAGACAGUCAAAAGCACCUGGGACAAUAUCGCCUAUGACUUGAGAAUGAGUGAGCAAUGGUGCUGUGACCCUCACUUGCUGGAGAUUGCUUCUUUUAUUGCGGCAAACAAUGUGGCGUCGUGGAGGUGGCUUGAAGAGAUGAUGCAGAACAGUGACGGCUGGGCUUCAAAAGUCUUCAACUACACAGUCAGCAUUCUAGGAAACCGUGUGGCCACACUAUCUCGUCACUCGUGUCCACCUUUCUGCUAUGCUGGAAUCAUGGAUGCGGCAACUCAACAACAAACAUUGCAGCAAAUGAAACGCGACUUUCACCUGCUCUUGUCUUUGGAAGUGUCUACGGCGCCAGCUGCUGACCAGCUUGCCAGUGACUUGCGGUUGUUGUUCAACCCCCUAGUGAGGUUGGCACUUUCAUUGUUUGAGCUCAACAACUGGUGUGUCUUUGGUCCAACUGGCAUCAGACACCAGGGGUGGUUUAUCAUGGAAGCAAUCUUCCGCAGAUUUCCUGAUUCCAAGGUGGUUGAAGAUUGCCACCAACGCAUCAGAAACGAUGCUGCUGGAAAUGCCAAUUCAAGGCAGUCUGCGUCGCAUAUUAUGGAGCUUGUGCAGCAGGCAAUGGUCCUUGAGGGGCGGGAGAUCAACCAUGUGGCUAGCUUGCAGAAAGAGUGGUUCCUGGAGAAGUGGUCAUCAGCGAAGACGGAUGGUGUCCAAUUCAGGAACUUCAGAGGGCACGCAAUGAGGCUUGACAAGGUGCCUCUUGAGCAGCUGUUUGUUGUCUUCGAGUUACUAGUUUCAUGUCGAAACAUGUUUUCAUGUUGGACAAAAGACAUGGAAACCCUAGACCCUCUAGCUGGCCUGCUGAGAUCUGACUCUGUGUGA